Molecule: messenger RNA, 146 nt
Organism: Racocetra persica
Lineage: Eukaryota; Fungi; Glomeromycota; Glomeromycetes; Diversisporales; Gigasporaceae
Source: the annotation of a GenBank genome assembly
ACGAUAAUGACGAAAUAAACAUAGAAGACUACUUUGAAGAAGCAUUUCAUAGUGGUAUAAAUGUGGAAGAACUAUCUACAAGCGUUGAAUCUGUUAUAUUAAAGAAAGAGGAUUCAUUUUCAAAUUUUGACGAAGCUGAACAAUGC